AGUCUAUGCCUGUCACCUCUCUGGAAUGCGCUACUCACACUGUGCAGCCCGCUCGCUGGGAUUCAUAUAGCUAGUUUCUCCGUACGCGCCUUUUGUUUUGUCAAGUCUACUACCGGCGAGUAAGUAUUUUGUUUCAACCAAGUAGAAAGACUGCUUAGUGUCUGUCAGAAUGUCAGCCAUGCCACAUCUUACCACCCUGUUGUACACAACCUUGUCUCCACUGGACUCAAGUGUGUCAUCAACCUCUGGUCAGCCAGAGGUGGCAUCAAAUAUUACAUCUUGCCAGGACUGGGAGAAGAGCCAACACUUACUCUUUCAUCUAGGCAACCUGAGUUUAGUUGUGGGUCUGCUUAUUCCUACCACAAUAGGCCUGCACAUGAUCCUCCUCAGACUUCUCCUGAUGACAGGUUGUUGUCUGUUUUAUCAUCUGGCUACUCUGUACCAGGCAACCCUAGAUGUGAUGGUAUGGAAUGUGGUCUUCCUCCUAGUCAACUUCGUGCAUCUCUUCUUCCUGCUAUACAAACGUAGACCUAUCAAGAUCGACCGAGAGCUCAAGUCUGUGUACAAGCGGAUGUUUGAGCCCCUACAUGUGCGUGAAGCUCUAUUCCAGAGGCUAACUGGUCAGUUCUGCGACCAUCCAGGACCCUUAGGAAAAGGUCAAGUGUAUGCUGCUGAGGAUAAGACCUCAGUGGAUGAGCGGCUCAGUAUUCUGCUCAAGGGCAAAAUGAAGGUGUCAUAUCGUGGACAUUUUCUUCACAACAUUUACACCAAUGCCUUCAUUGACUCUCCUGAGUUCAGAUCAACACAAAUGAACAGGGGAGAAAAGUUCCAGGUAAAUAUCACAGCAGAGGAAAAUUGCAAGUUCCUAUGCUGGUCUCGAGAGAGGCUCACUUAUUUCCUCGAGUCAGAAUCAUUUUUGAAUGAGGUAUUCAGGUAUCUCAUUGGCAAAGACAUCACCAAUAAGCUGUACUCCCUCAACGACCCAUCCCUUAAUGACAAGGCAGUAAAGAAGAUGGAACGCCAGCCGAGUCUGUGCUCUCAGCUCUCCAUGAUGCAGAUGAGAAACAGCAUGGCCAGCACCAGUGACACGGAUGAUGUGCUGAAUCAGAUCCUGAGAGGGGGAUCAGGGAGCUCUCUCCAUAAAAAUCCACUCAGCAAGGCUGUGACAAUGAAGCUAAUUGAAGAAGGUGUGGAAGACGAUGUUUUUGAAGAUGACUUACCUACUGACUCUCAAAAGAGCUGCAGGAACCCAAAGUAGAUGUAGGAUAACAUCACAGGUGACACUUAUCUUCCUGUGGUUUGUUGUGUGAAGAUGAAUAGACUACUUCGGAUCCAAUUAUAGAUCAAAACUGCUCAUUAGGAUAGGCAAGGCCUGAAAUCACUUAUUAUAGUAGGCAAGGGCUGAAACCUGUUUUACCUAAAACACUUCCCUGUCUAUCCUAUAUGGAAUACAAAAUAGUAUACAUUACAAUUCAGCAGAUGAUAUUGAUAUAUUUGGUAUAUUGUCUGGUCAAAAUAUAUAUUUUAAAUGAGUAUGUAGACUACUUUUGUGAAUAUGCUUAAGAUCUUUGACAGCAAAUGUAAAAAAACAAUUGACAGGUUUUUCCACAUUUUAUUUCACUUGAGUGGCUUCAUUUUAUUUUGCUUGUAUUCUUAAACCAGUAACUUGUGUACUUGUGUCUGUCCUGAUAAUUUUUAAAAAAGGUUUAAAAAGUACUUAUCUGACACAUAUAAAAAUGUCAUGCAUUGUCUCUUUAAGCGUAUAUAGUGUACAUUUUCAAUUAGAUGUCUACUAUUAACGCUACCCUUUAAAUAUUGGUAAAAGUUACAGGCUGUAAUUGUGAUGGGUCUGCUCAGGGACAGGGCAAGAACAGGGAAGUGGUUUGAACAAACAAUUGAAGGUUCAGUCAGUUAUGCAAUAUUUACUUUUCACAAGAAAUUUAUUUUGAUCAAUAUCUAUACCCCAGAUCAUGCUAAAUGCUUAAUCAUGGCUUAUAAGGCUGAAAUUGUAUUGUUGCUUGUAAUGCUUUGUGGUAAUCACACAUGAAAUGUCAUAAAGACUCCAAUCACAUUUGUGUUCUAUUAAAAAAAUAUAAAAAACAAAAACAAUCAAACAAUUAAAAACUUCAAGUAUCUUUGG
Molecule: messenger RNA, 2140 nt
Organism: Electrophorus electricus (electric eel)
Lineage: Eukaryota; Metazoa; Chordata; Actinopteri; Gymnotiformes; Gymnotidae
Source: RefSeq, a predicted model, not a curated record